Messenger RNA from Penicillium riverlandense, 1059 nucleotides. RefSeq lists its product as uncharacterized. The coding region runs from base 1 to 1059 and encodes 352 amino acids. NCBI's taxonomy places the organism in Eukaryota, Fungi, Ascomycota, Eurotiomycetes, Eurotiales, Aspergillaceae. The transcript has 2 exons. Gene Ontology annotation, biological process: acyl-CoA metabolic process; fatty acid catabolic process. Gene Ontology annotation, cellular component: peroxisomal matrix. Gene Ontology annotation, molecular function: fatty acyl-CoA hydrolase activity. The record is from RefSeq and is a predicted model, not a curated record.
AUGGAAACAUCUACGCCUCGGCCGAACUCGCCAAUGAAUUCGAAAUCUCUUAUUGAGGCACAGCUUGAGGUCGAAAGUGCUUCUAAUAGGGGUCCUGAUAUAUAUGUCAACGUUCAGUCACUCUGGCGUCCUAAAGGUGCUCGAGGAAUCUUUGGGGGUAUUACAAUUGGACAAAGCCUGAAUGCUGCUUAUGAGACUGUGAUGGAGGAAUUUCAUGUGCACUCAAUGCACUGUACGUUUGAUUUUCCUGGGACUUCAAGCGAUGCUAUGUAUUAUCACGUCGAUCGAGUACGCGAUGGUCGAACAUUUAUCACUCGGGGUGUGAAGGCAAUGCAAAACGACCACACAAUCUUUCUUGCAACUAUCGGAUUCGCGCGUGAAACAUCUAAGAGCAAAACGGGUGUUGACCAUGCAACACCGAUUCCUUCAGACAUCCCAACGCCAAACGAUCUUGCUUCGGAUAGACAUGGGACAGGCAAGGAUCACAUUCAAAGUCCGUAUACAAACCAAAGCGUUGGGAUUUCGAACACUCAGUCGCAGAAUCCGUACGAGAAACGCAUAUAUCAAUGGAGCAAAGCUCGAGGCAAUGUUUCUUGCAGGGGCGGGUCCCGGGCGGAUCUCGCUGCUUUGGCUUUCAUGUCGGAUAGUUACUUCCUAGCCGAGCUACCACAUGCACACAGCAUCUGGCAAUUUAUCAACCCACCAAUAACCGAGUUCUACAACACCAAAGAUCGUUUGUGGGCGGGUAUACCGGCCUAUAACGAAAUUCCUCGGCCACAUCUUCGUGACUCAAUUUCCAGUCCAGGUCCCUCGCAUGAUGUUGGAAUGAUGGUCAGCCUAGAUCAUGCAAUUUUCUUCCAUAACACUCAGAAAGUGAAGUCGGACGAGUGGUUGCUAAGCGAGAUUCAAACCCACUGGGCCGGUGAAGGCCGUGGCUUGAUGUAUCAAAAGAUAUGGACGAAAGAAGGGACGCUUGUUGCGAGCUGUACACAGGAGGGAAUAUUACGGUUGGAACAGAAUCCACGCGUUAGUCCAGAAAGAAGUGUGAUAAAACUCUAG